AGAAGCAGAGUACCUCUCCUCACUGCUGCAUUAAACAAAACCAAUUGACCUCUCCUCGUCCAUCUUCCCUCCCCCACUAUAAAUACUUGCCAUCUCUUUUCCAACCACACCAACGCUCCUAUCAUUCCAACUCUCAGAGUUCUCUCCUUCCAGAGCAUCCCCUCCCUGUCGCUGCAAGCCUCCUGCCUCUCGAACAACAACCUGAGGAUGAGCCGCAGCAACAAGAGGAGCUCAUCAAAGGGCCUCGACCUGAAGCUGAACCUCUCGCUGACGACGAGAGGGGACUCCUCCAACAACAGGGCGAUGGCCAACGACGAGGAGUCGUCCCCGAGCUCCUGCCUGUCUUCGGAGAACGAGCACGGCCUGCAGUGGUCCAACAGCCCCGAGGCGACGUCCAUGGUGCUCGCCGCCUGCCCGCGCUGCUUCAUCUACGUCAUGCUCCCACAGGAUGAUCCUCGGUGCCCCCAGUGCAAGAGCCCCGUGCUCCUCGACUUCCUCCAGGACAAUACCAGCAGCAACAACAAGAGCAGCAACGGCAGCAGGAAGAGCAGGAGGGGGUGAAAGAAGAGAACGGUCAAGAGGCAGCUCUCCUUUGGCAUCAAGAAAAAUGCGUUUAUAAUGAAUGAAGUCCUAGGUCCAGUAGUUCUCUUUCGUUUGGUUGUUUCUUCAGUGUAACCAUGAUAUGUCAGUACUAAGAUCGUGAGGCUGGCAUAUUUCCAUGUGCUAGUGCUGCGAUUUCGAUAUAUCAUGGGUACACUGGGGACUAUAUCCCCUCUCCUGGGUUCUUCUCUAGUGGUUCUAAAUGAAGUAGACUUCUUUAGGCAUAGGACCAGACUUCUUCUCUUCUGUUUCUUAUUUUCAAGACAACAAGAAAAGUUUACCCCUGACGUCGUCUCGAGUCAGGAUGAGAUAA
Molecule: messenger RNA, 913 nt
Organism: Lolium perenne
Lineage: Eukaryota; Viridiplantae; Streptophyta; Magnoliopsida; Poales; Poaceae
Product: protein GL2-INTERACTING REPRESSOR 1
Source: RefSeq, a predicted model, not a curated record